Effrenium voratum is the source of this 282-nucleotide messenger RNA. NCBI's taxonomy places the organism in Eukaryota, Dinophyceae, Suessiales, Symbiodiniaceae. The record is from the annotation of a GenBank genome assembly.
AUGGCCCGUAGACUCACUCAGGACGGGCUGCGCCAGCUCCGGGAGCAGGGCCUCCGCAUCUUCUGCGCCGAGGACCACUUCGCGGAGCCGGUGGAGGCCUGCGAGCCGGGGGACAGGAAUUGGGCGCUGGUGGUGGGCCACGAGGACCAGGGUGUGUCUGCUGAUUGUGUGGCCUUGAGCGACGCGAGGAUUUGUGUGCCGCGGCGUGAAGACCGUCACCACUUUGUGGCACUUGUAGGUCCCACACAAAUCACUUUGUGGAGAAAGGCGAGCCCUACAUGA